AUAUAGUGAAUGCAGGGUCCGGGGAGAGCUGAUAUAGUGAAUGCAGGGUCUGGGGAGAGAGGAUAUAGUGAAUGGGGGGUUCGGGGAGAGCGGAUAUAGUGAAUGCGGGGUUUGGGGAGAGCAGAUAUAAUGAAUGCGGGGUCCAGGGGGAGCGGAUAUAGUAAAUGCCGGGUCUGGGGAGAAGCGAAUAUAGUGAAUGCGGGGUCCAGGGAGAGCGGAUAUAGUGAAUGCCGGGUCCGGGGAGAGCGAAUAUAGUGAAUGCGGGGUCCGGGGAGAGCGGAUAUAGUGAAUGCGGGGUCCGGGGAGAGCGGAUAUAGUGAAUGCGGGAUCCGGG
Staurois parvus is the source of this 334-nucleotide messenger RNA. NCBI's taxonomy places the organism in Eukaryota, Metazoa, Chordata, Amphibia, Anura, Ranidae. The record is from the annotation of a GenBank genome assembly.